AUGUGGAUUCAUAGCAGAUUUAGUGCCGAGGCUCUCGAACUAACACUGGCGUAUCCCGAAUUUGCCUCUCCCGAAGUUGAUGCCAAAUUUCCUGCCACUUUCUAUCAAACUGUCUGGGCUGAGCUUGGCUUGGAUGCUACCACAUGGGAUCAAUACAGACUGGGAGCACCAGUCGAAUCGGGGAAACCCAAGGAUUGCCCAGCUAUGUUCUGCCAAUACUACGAGGAUAUUGAUGUAAAGACUCUGGCAAUCAUUUUAUCACCUGGAUUCACAGCGGCCAGCUGGAAUGACUUUAACACGGCGUUCAACAUGUGCAUGAGCAAUUUGGAUACGCUUUUCCAAACAAUACACCGACAUGAUCAAUAG
Messenger RNA from Sphaeroforma arctica JP610, 366 nucleotides. RefSeq lists its product as hypothetical. The transcript has 2 exons. Lineage: Eukaryota; Ichthyosporea; Ichthyophonida. The coding region runs from base 1 to 366 and encodes 121 amino acids. The record is from RefSeq and is a predicted model, not a curated record.